This is a messenger RNA of Empidonax traillii (willow flycatcher), 2076 nucleotides long. RefSeq names its product dopamine receptor D5 (gene DRD5). Gene Ontology annotation, cellular component: plasma membrane. NCBI's taxonomy places the organism in Eukaryota, Metazoa, Chordata, Aves, Passeriformes, Tyrannidae. Gene Ontology annotation, biological process: adenylate cyclase-activating adrenergic receptor signaling pathway. The transcript has a single exon. Gene Ontology annotation, molecular function: dopamine neurotransmitter receptor activity; G protein-coupled receptor activity. The record is from RefSeq and is a predicted model, not a curated record. The coding region runs from base 16 to 1476 and encodes 486 amino acids.
CGGGAGCCGCCAGCGAUGCUGCGGGGCGGCCGGAGCCCGCUGCCGCCGCCGGCGGAGCCCCCCGGCGGGGCGCGGGGGCCGGCGGGCGCCCCCGGGGCGGCGCAAGUGGCAGCGGGCAGCCUACUGGCUCUGCUUAUCCUCUGGACGCUCUUUGGGAAUGUGCUGGUGUGCGCGGCCAUCGUCCGCUACCGGCACCUGCGGAGCAAGGUCACCAACAUUUUCAUCGUGUCCCUGGCUGUCUCGGACCUACUGGUGGCCCUGCUGGUCAUGCCCUGGAAGGCGGUGGCUGAGGUGGCUGGGUACUGGCCCUUCGGGGCUUUCUGCAACGUCUGGGUGGCCUUCGAUAUCAUGUGCUCCACAGCCUCCAUCCUCAACCUGUGUGUGAUCAGUGUGGACAGGUACUGGGCUAUUUCCAGCCCCUUCCGCUACGAGAGGAAGAUGACCCAGCGGUUGGCUCUGGUAAUGAUCAGUGUGGCAUGGGCACUGUCUGUGCUCAUUUCCUUCAUCCCUGUCCAGCUCAACUGGCACAAAAGUAGGGAUGUUGUUGUUGCUGCUGGUGAUAGUGGAAAUGGAUUUGGCACUGCCUGGGCAGCAGCAGGUGCUGUCACCACUUGGGCAGAAGAUAUGAGCACCACAUGGGUGGCAUUAGCAGCAAUGAGACCCUCUGAUGUGACCUCUGGCAGCAAUGAUACCCUCAUUGGACCAUCAGAGAGCUGUGACUCCAGCCUCAACAGGACUUAUGCUAUUUCCUCCUCCUUGAUCAGUUUUUAUAUCCCGGUGGCUAUCAUGAUAGUUACCUACACUCGAAUCUACCGCAUUGCCCAGGUGCAGAUUCGUCGUAUCUCUUCCUUGGAGAGGGCAGCUGAGCAUGCACAGAGCUGCCGGAGCAGCCACAUUGACUGCCACCAUCACACAAGCCUCAAGUCCUCCAUCAGGAAAGAAACCAAGGUGUUGAAGACGCUCUCUGUCAUCAUGGGCGUCUUUGUCUGCUGCUGGUUGCCAUUCUUCAUCUUGAACUGCAUGGUGCCCUUCUGUGAGAGCCCACCCAGUGAUCCCCACGCUGGCCUUCCCUGCGUCAGUGAGACCACCUUUAAUAUCUUUGUCUGGUUUGGUUGGGCCAACUCUUCUCUCAACCCCAUCAUCUAUGCCUUCAAUGCUGACUUUAGGAAGGUUUUCUCCAACCUCUUGGGAUGCGGUCAGUUUUGCUCUAGUACUCCGGUGGAGACUGUUAAUAUAAGCAAUGAGCUUAUCUCUUACAACCAGGACACCCUUUUCCAUAAGGAGAUAGUGACUGCUUAUGUUAACAUGAUCCCAAAUGUGGUUGACUGUGAGGAAAAUCGUGAGGACCCUUUUGAUAGGAUGUCCCAGAUAAGCCCUGACCAUGAGGUUGCCACUGACUCUGUUUGUGACCUGGACUGUGAGGGGGAGAUUUCGCUAGGCAAAAUAACACCUUUCACUCCAAAUGGUUUACAUUAAAUUGUAUCCUGCUCUGAUCAGUUCUUUGUGGAUUAUAACAGAAAAUAUUAGCACUGAGUGGAAAAACCUGCUGUAGUUUGGUUAGUCACUUCAUGCUAAACUCACUUCUGUGUGUAGCACUUUGCGGGAUGUAGACACUGUCAUGCAGGGGACUGGCAGCACAAACUUAAAUCAGCACUUCCCCAGGCUGAGAGAGGACCAGGCAGUCAUGUUGAUUAGCUGCGGUGAGGUAUUGUGGUAUAAUUACAGUCAGUUCAUGUCUAUAACAUGUUUGCAAAUGAAAGGUGCCAUUGUCAGUGCUAAGUAUUAUGACUUCUGAAAUCAGGGAUGGAUGUGGCUGGCGUAGACAUUACAUACAAAAAAAAAUCUGACCUGCUUGUUUGUUCAGAUCUUAUGGAUUUUUUUCCUCUGUUUUUGUUUGUUUGGUUUUUGUUUUGAUUUUUGUUUAAAGCUAGAAAUAGUGAGGUGGUGAUUUGGAUGAUUAUUUAAAUGUGUGUUUCUGCCAAAACAGAUUAUGUGAAAUCCUUGUUCUCCUAGGCGGCGAUGUUGCCUAUGAUAUCCUCUGUUCCCAGAUGAAUAAAUAAAAGUUAUAUUGAUCAA